Messenger RNA from Oryza sativa Japonica Group (Japanese rice), 4471 nucleotides. RefSeq lists its product as uncharacterized. Gene Ontology annotation, cellular component: cytoplasm. Lineage: Eukaryota; Viridiplantae; Streptophyta; Magnoliopsida; Poales; Poaceae. The record is from RefSeq and is a predicted model, not a curated record. Gene Ontology annotation, molecular function: protein serine/threonine kinase activity; ATP binding; protein tyrosine kinase activity. Gene Ontology annotation, biological process: peptidyl-serine phosphorylation; peptidyl-threonine phosphorylation.
ACGCCCCCACCACAGCUGCGCGAAUAUGCUGCCCCCAGCCACGCCGGCCGCGCCCUGAUCCCCCGCACCCCGCGCCUCCAAAUGCUUCCCCGCCUCCGCCUCCGCCUCCGCCGCCGCCCCCUCGCCGCCGCCGCCGGAUCCGCUCGGCCGCGCCCCGCUCUCGAUCUGCCCCGCCCCACCUCCCGCUGACCUCGCCCCACGCGCGCCCCCGUUCCUCAUCCCCUCCGCGGCCUCCCUCCCUUCCCACCCUCACCCCCCCUGGGUUCCCCGGCGUGGGGUUGGGGGGACGCGCGGCUAGGGUUUCCGCGAUUCGGGUGGUGAGGGUUGUCGGGCCCGUGCCUGCUCGGCCUCCCCGGGCCGCCGCCGUCUCGGCUAAGGGGGUUGGGUUGGUUCUUCCUGUGGUGCUUCGGAGGAGCUGCGGGGCUCGAUUCGCGGGGAUACGCGCGCGCGCGCGCCGCCGAUCUGUGGCUGGCUGCGGCGCGGCAUUGGGAGGGCCUCCUGAGUUGGGGGGAGGUUGCUGAAGCUUCGAUUCGGUUGACCCCGUGGCUGGGGUUUGCCACCUUUUAGCUCGUCUGGCGGUUUUGGGUAAGCAUUUCGGUGGGGUUCGGCCUCUGGGUUAGCUGGUAUUGGAGGGAACCAUGGCGGAGAACAUCGAUCUGGUGCUGGAGUUCCUGCAGAAGAACCGCUUCGCCAAGGCCGAGGCCGCGCUCCGAGGGGAGCUAAAUGGCCGAGGGGAUGCGAGCAACGGGCCGACGGUGCAGAGGCGUGUAGCGGAGCCCAAGGAGGACGAUGAGCAAGAUGGCUCCGAGGCAGGUUCCAAUGCAGGGCCUAGAGGUGCUGCAUCGGUGAGGAGCGCGGACUCGUCGAGGGAGUUUAUCGUGAAGGAGAUUGAUGUUGGAGGCCUGCCGAAUGGGUCUGAUGGGAGGAAAGGGUUGGGGAUUGGCCUGGCUCAGGAGAACAAUACAGGGGAUCUGUAUCCUUGGAAUUUUAGCAUUGCAAACAGCACUAUGGAGCAACUGGCAGAGCUAUUGGUGUCGGAGGAGGUGCCAAGACAUCGGCGCGGCGCCGUUGUAGCUGAGAAGAGAGAUCGUGGUGUUGGGACCGAGCAACCUGGUCCUGUGCUUGAGCAAAAGGUUUCUUUUGGAAGAGGAAAGGGGAAAGUGGAUGUUGCAGGGACAGGGAGAAAUGAAAUAAAUGAACCAGGCCAUUCCAGGGAUAAAAAUCUUGUUCCAGAAAAAGAGGAGCUCUUGAAUGGAUGUACAGUUAAGACAGUGCUUCCAUUCCCUGCAGAAAAUCCAUCAUCCAGUUACCAUACAGCACACCAUGAUGGAAAUGAGAGGAAAGACGCUAAGAAAAGCAUUGAUGCGGACUGUGUUGGAAAAGCAACUAAGGGGCAGCUUGAUGAGGGGAACAGGCAGUAUUACUCAGGGAAGUCCCAGGAGAACGCAGAUCAGGUUGCUGACCGUUGCUUCGAUCUGCAGCUUAUUGGAGACAAUCAACGUGAGGAGCUUCCAAAGUUACCUCCUGUGAGGCUCAAGUCUGAGGACAAGCUAGUUAAUAUGAAUUGGGAGGAAAAGGUCAACCAUAACGGGUCAGGAGCCAAGCACCCCAGUGCUGACCAUGCUUUUAUGAUUGGGUCUUAUCUUGAUGUUCCCAUCGGACAAGAAAUAACACCAUCAGGUGGAAGACGCACAAUUAGUAAUAACUGGUUCUCUGUCAGUCAAGGUAUUGCAGAGGAUACUUCUGACUUGGUAUCGGGCUUUGCAACAAUUGGUGAUGAUUCACUUGAAUAUCCAAAUGAAUACUGGGAUUCUGAUGAAUACGAUGAUGAUGACGAUGUUGGGUACACCCGGCAACCAAUUGAGGAUGAAACCUGGUUUUUAGCACAUGAAAUUGACUAUCCUAGUGACAAUGAGAAGGCAACUGGUCACACAAGUGGGCCUGAUCGGCAUGAUCGUCCCACAAAGGAUGAUGAUGAUGACCAAUCAUUUGUUGAGGAGGAUUCUUACAUAUCUGGCGAACAAUAUUUUCACGGGAAGAACAUUGCACAAAUAGGUACUUCGGAGGGGCCAAUGGGGCAUGGAAUUCCUGAUAAUGAUUUGAUUGCUCAGUAUGAUGGCCAGCUUUUGGACCCAGAAGAACUAAAUUUGAUGCAUUCAGAACCAGUCUGGCAGGGUUUCGUUUCACAGAAUAGUGAAUUAGGCAUGUUAGGAAAUGGAAAAUUCCUUAAUGAUUCUGAACGUCCUCAUCCUGAUGACCCAUUUGUGGAGGAUGAUCAGCAUGGUUCAGUUAGGUCAAUUGGUGUUGGCAUUAGCAGUGAUGCUGCUGAUAUUGGCAGUGAGGUGCGUGAAAGUCUGAUUGGAGGAAGCAGCGAAGGAGAUAUUGAAUACUUUAAUGAAAGUAAUCUGAGUGUUAGUGGAAAAAGAAAUUCUCAGCAGGAAACAGAAAAGAAAAGAAUAAAUGCGAAAGGGGCAAAACAGGAACAAUUGAAUUUUAUUGAUAAUCAGAAGGGCGUUUUACCACCAGGUGCAUCAUAUGCUGACGGUGGAUUCUCCUUUCCUCCACCAUUGCAUAGUGGAAAAAAUGUUGAAUCUGAUGUUAAACCGUUAUGGUCAAAGAAGGUUGAUAUGUAUACCAUCAAUGAUCCUGAUGACUUGCAAAACGGCAUGGUAUCAGAUGAUAUGCUUGCCACAUGGAGGAAAAAGAAUAGUGAGUCUUCCCUAAGGAGCUCUCGAGAUGAAAUGGCUUCUGAUGUUGUUAGGUCAAGAAAUUCAAGUGCAUCAUCUGCUUUGAAUAAUACUUAUGAUGAAAUAGAUGACACAAUGAAUUCUCGGCAUCACAAGCUAGACGACGCUCAAGAAGAGGACACUGGAACCACAUUGGAUGAUGAGGAAGCAGCAGCAUUGCAAGAGCAAGUAAGGCAGAUAAAGGCCCAGGAAGAAGAAUUUGAAACUUUUAAUCUAAAGAUUGUGCAUAGAAAAAACAGAACUGGUUUUGAAGAAGACAAAAAUUUCCAUGUUGUUCUCAACUCUGUCAUUGCUGGACGUUACCAUGUCACAGAAUAUCUGGGUUCAGCAGCAUUCAGUAAAGCUAUACAAGCACAUGAUUUACACACAGGAAUGGAUGUGUGUGUUAAAAUCAUAAAAAACAACAAAGAUUUUUUUGACCAGAGCCUUGAUGAAAUCAAGCUCCUGAAGUAUGUCAACAAGCAUGACCCUGCUGACAAGUACCAUCUUUUACGUCUGUACGAUUACUUCUAUUAUCGGGAACAUUUGCUUAUAGUCUGUGAGCUUCUGAAGGCAAAUUUGUAUGAAUUUCAAAAGUUCAACAGAGAAUCAGGAGGCGAGGUCUAUUUCACAAUGCCAAGACUGCAGUCAAUAGCUAUUCAGUGUUUGGAGGCACUGCAGUUUUUGCAUGGACUUGGUCUUAUACAUUGUGAUCUGAAGCCGGAGAACAUAUUGGUAAAGAGCUACAGCAGAUGUGAAGUAAAGGUCAUUGACCUUGGCAGUAGCUGUUUCGAGACAGAUCAUCUAUGUGCAUACGUACAAUCACGAUCUUACCGUGCACCUGAGGUUAUUUUGGGUUUGCCUUAUGACAAAAAGAUAGAUAUGUGGUCACUUGGAUGUAUACUAGCUGAACUUUGCACUGGAAAUGUUCUUUUCCAAAAUGAUUCUCCUGCAACUUUACUUGCACGUGUGAUGGGCAUCAUUGGUUCGAUAGAACAAGCUAUGCUUGCACAGGGACGUGAAACAUACAAAUAUUUCACCAAAAACCACAUGCUGUACGAAAGAAAUCAGGAAAGCAACAGACUGGAGUACUUGAUUCCAAAAAAGACAUCUUUGCGGCACCGCUUGCCCAUGGCUGACCAAGGUUUUAUCGAGUUUGUUGCAUACCUUCUCGAGGUAAACCCAAAGAAGCGACCUAGUGCCUCAGAGGCAUUGAAACAUCCAUGGCUUUCUUUUCCGUACGAGCCAAUAUCUUCAUGACACAGUUGCUACUGGAUGGUGAUGUUUCCAAGCACUACUAUAUUGAGUGCCUUAACAUUUUCUCUUGGCGCUAAGCAACAUGAAGUUUUGAUUGAUCAAGAUGAAACAUGUUCUACCACGACUUGCCCACAGCACGACCAAAGUCCAAAUCUCAUGAAGUGUGCUGCUGCUGCUGGGACGGUCCUCGCCCCCCUGUACUACCAAUGCUGCCCUGUGUUGUGAUGUAAUAUAACCUUCGGUUUUGUCAGUUCCUUGGCCCCAAUGUAACAGGCCAUUUGGUUAGAUACUAUUGCGACCCCAUUUUUAGGAAUAGGGCUGUCAUGUUGUACAUGGUGUUUUUAUUGUUGAACCAUGUGCCUUGUUGCGCACUUCCAUUUGUGGUUCUAACCCAUUCUUCUGUACAUCUCGCACCUCCAAGGUGCUUAGGAACUGCUUGCCCCUCCAGGCUUGUUUUGCCGAGAAUCGUUACACUUUGCUUACCUUCU